AUGGGGGCGGCGGGUGAGGCUGGCACAGCGCUCCAGUGUGCCGCCGACGGGGAUUGUCGCGCUGCCCGUCGAGCUGCUCGACGCGAUAUUCGAGGAAAUAUACGGCGCGGUGGAGCGGCUCAUGCUGGGGAUGACUUGCCAGGCGCUGUGGGCCGUCGGGCGCCGCCACGUGUACGCCCUCCUCGUGCAGGACACUGCGGCCAUGUGCAAUUGGGCGGGCGACCGCAUCGCGUGUCUCGGCGACUAUAUGCCGCUCCGGGAAGUGCCGGAGCAUAUAUUGCUGAAGGAGGAGCGCGCGGAGAUGCGUCGGGCAGACUCGGACCGGCCGGGGCGGACGACAGCGAAAGUGAUGAGGAGGACGAGAAACCGCGAUCACACGGCGACGAGGACGACGACAAGGGCAUCCCGGAGUGGUGGUGGACGGAGUGCGGAUCGACAUCGUGGGUGCAGCGCACGGCUGAAAUUGUGCGCAACGCGGUGCUGUCACUCGCAGAUUACCAAGGCGACGCGAUGUGGGUGUGCAGCGCGCUCCUCGACGUCGCGAUCACGUGCGACCCGCCCCUCGCGCCGCGCACCGCCGUCCUCCGCAACCUCACACUUAAAGUGUACGUUCGCGAGGCGGCGCUUGCAGAAAUGUGUGAGCGCUUCCGCGGGUCCGAGAAGUUGCGCGCCGAGUUCGACCCCCGGGCGCUGAAAGCUGUGCCACGGCUGUGGGACACGACGUUGGGGGACUUGCUGCACUGCCUGAUAUGCUGGAGCAGCGUAGACUCGACAGCGAUGCGCUACGAGGGCAACAUAUACCAGGGCAUUUGGGCGGGGCACUGCUUCGACAUCGUUGGCGGCACAUGGCUCGACAAGGAAGGGGUCGAGCGGGAAGGGUGGAUGGACGUCACUGAAGAGGCGUUGGCGGAGUUGGAGGCCGUCUGGCGCUCCGAAUAUGGACUGCGGGACUAUUAG
Messenger RNA from Mycena indigotica, 957 nucleotides. RefSeq lists its product as uncharacterized. Lineage: Eukaryota; Fungi; Basidiomycota; Agaricomycetes; Agaricales; Mycenaceae. The record is from RefSeq and is a predicted model, not a curated record. The coding region runs from base 1 to 957 and encodes 318 amino acids. The transcript is spliced from 2 exons.